AUGAUGGGAUCUGUGCGCGCUACGCACCUGGCAAAUAUGCGUUCAGCUUUUCUUCUUGCGACGCGCAGGAAUGUGCGCAUGACCGUUCCGACAGUGCAGCGCUGCUAUGCGGCGCUGCACACGAGCGCCUCUGUAUGGGAUGCAAAAACGGGUCUGUAUGAUUUUCACGUCAAGCAUGGUGCCAAGAUUGUGCCGUUUGGCGGGUAUUCCAUGCCUUUGACUUAUGAGGGUGUUGGACAGGUUGCGUCGCAUAAACAUGUGCGUGAACAUGCUGGUCUCUUUGACGUCGGUCACAUGGUGCAGCACAUGUUCACAGGUCCUACGGCGCUUGCGUUUUUGCAGCACAUCACUCCCGCGUCGUUGACUUCGCUCGAGCCUUUCUCUUCGACACUCUCCGUGCUCUUGUCGAAUGAAGGUGGCAUUCUCGAUGAUCUGAUCAUUACGAAGCACAGCGACACGAGCUUCUACGUCGUCACGAACGCUGGACGGCGCGCUGAGGACCUUGCAUGGAUCGCAAAACAGCUGAGUGCUUGGAAUGAUGCUCACAAGGGCGAAGGCGAUACGCAGCACCGUGUCAUGGAGGGCCAGGGUCUUGUGGCUCUACAAGGUCCGUCGUCGGCAGCUGUGCUGCAGCCGUUGCUGCCCCAGGGCUUUGACUUGGCGUCGCUCACGUUUGGAAAGAGCGCUAUGGUGCCUAUUUCUACCAUGAGUAACAAGAGUGCCCUGUGUCACGUCGCACGUGGUGGUUACACUGGUGAGGACGGCUUUGAAAUCUCGAUUCCUGCCGACGCCACUGUGGACGUUACCGAGACGAUCCUCGCGAACGAGGAGGUCCAGCUCGCUGGUCUCGCUGCGCGCGACAGCCUGCGUCUUGAGGCAGGUAUGUGUCUCUACGGCCACGAUCUCGAUGAAAGUGUAAGUCCCGUGGAAGGCGCUCUGGCUUGGACGGUCGGCAAGGAUCGGCGUGCAGCUGGUGACUUUUUGGGUGCAGAGCGUGUGCUGCAUGAACUAAAAGAAGGACCACCACGCCGCCGUGUGGGCCUACUCGUGUCUGCUGGCUCGCCGGCCCGCGAGGGCACUCGCGUGUUUGCCGAAGACGGUCAGACCGAGGUCGGCCGCGUAACAUCGGGCAUCCCGUCACCCACACUUGGCCGUAACAUCGCGAUGGCUCUAGUGAAGAACGGGUAUCACAAAAAGGAUACGCCGCUGCAAGUGGAAGUCCGCCACAAAAUGCGCGAGGCUAUCGUCACGCGUCUACCAUUUGUGCCGAGCAAAUUUUACCGAGGUUAA
Molecule: messenger RNA, 1290 nt
Organism: Malassezia restricta
Lineage: Eukaryota; Fungi; Basidiomycota; Malasseziomycetes; Malasseziales; Malasseziaceae
Product: aminomethyltransferase
Exons: 1
Coding region: 1-1290 (429 amino acids)
Biological process (GO): glycine catabolic process
Cellular component (GO): mitochondrion
Molecular function (GO): aminomethyltransferase activity; protein binding
Source: RefSeq, a predicted model, not a curated record